AUAGUUUGUAAUUGUUUAUAAAAUGGCACAAAAACCUAAAAAUAUUGAACUGAAACUUGAAGACGUGGACGUAUUGACUACUGGAAUGACUGCUGAGUUUGUAAAUGGCAUACUUGACUUUUUACUCUUCCAGCGAAGCCAAAUUCCGUUUGUAUACAAAACAUAUAAAUAUUAUGUAGAGAAAUGGGAUGAAGAGGACGCUAGCAAAAUGAAAGAUGAUCAAGACUUUAAAAAAUAUCAGUUUGAAAAACAGAGAUCUAUAGCUAAAGAAACGAAAAAGGCUAUUAGCGAUAUGCGUGAGGUUAUACGCAACGCCUUUAAACGCAGCGAGUCAGUCAAAAGUCUACGAUUUUUGUUUGGUAACAGUACGUUUAUGCCUACAGAAGCAUACACAAUUCAUAUACCGCAUGCAUCUAUAUCUAAGCAACAUGGGGAUAUACACACUUCAUCAGUGCUGGGUGCAUUAAACAAAGCACUGAUAAAUCUAAGUAUUUGUGAGGAUCUCUAUGGCUGCUGGUCGAAAGAUCUAAAAGCCACAAAGGUUUUCUUGGAAAUGGAAUUGCUAACACAGGGAGAAAAUCAGACUGUAAAACUAAUUCCUAAAGAUGUCGUUAGCCAACUGCCAAGAAGUUGUAAAAAUAUACAUUUUCACUUGUUGCAUGUUAACGAUAAUCCAGCACAGGAGUUACUAUGCUGCAAAGAACUAACAAUAUUCGAAGAUUUGGAAUCACUUACUCUAAGCAGGGAAGAGAAUAUUGAUACCCCAGAAAAUAUAACUGGUUGGUGGCAGGCGGAUGUUAUAGUCCGCGGGUUCACACCAUCGAGUUUCGAAAUGUGGUCCAAUUAAAAAAUUACAAUUUAAAAGUCAUUUCGAACUAUUGACCAUUAUGAGCUGCGGG
This is a messenger RNA of Drosophila busckii, 899 nucleotides long. RefSeq lists its product as uncharacterized. Gene Ontology annotation, cellular component: nucleus. Gene Ontology annotation, biological process: regulation of exit from mitosis. Lineage: Eukaryota; Metazoa; Arthropoda; Insecta; Diptera; Drosophilidae. The record is from RefSeq and is a predicted model, not a curated record. The coding region runs from base 23 to 847 and encodes 274 amino acids. The transcript is spliced from 3 exons.